AUGAGCAGCGGACUCGCGCACAGAGCGCAAACCCCGCCGCUACGGCUGAAGCACCUGUACAGCCCCGGACAAAUACAGAAAUCAUCAACAGUGAUAAUGCCGAUGGUCAUGAUGCCGACGCUGAUACCGCACCAGAGCGACUUCCUCGGAGCUGCUGAAUUAAGUGGCUCCUCUAACGGCCUUACUGCCGCUUCGGGGCAGACUGCCACAAAUCAUAUGACGGCUCCAGUAAAUGGAGCUCCAGUCAUAGCUCAAGCCGUAGCUCCAGUCGCAUGUCCAGUUACAGCGUCCAAUGCACCUCCUUCUGAGUUGGCCGCACCAGCCAAAUCCCCUCCUGUGCAGCCCCGGGUGGUGCAGCUCUCAUCGCGCGCCGCGAUUUGUGACAAAGCUCUGGAGACAUUGCAGAAAGAUGACCCAAAAAAGUACGAGGUUCUCGACAAGGUACUCAAGAAUCUCAGCACUCCCGUGAACGACAAGGUUCGCGGAAUGUUCGAGCUGAGCGAAAGCAAACCAGACAAUAUCACUCUGUUGCUGAGAACGAAAGCCGCCUUGCCAAGUCUCGGCGCUAUCCAGAAGGUCGUGGCGCCCUUCGCAAAAGUGGAUCCUCAUAGUGUGGCUCCCUUUGUGCUUGCGGGCACCUUUUUCAUUAUCGAUGUCCUGCUUGGCAAAUUGUCAAUCGAAGAUCAACGAAAAAUACGAAACAUGCUGUUCGAAUGCGUCAAUGCUAUCAAUGAAUGGAUCUCCUUCGAAACGAACUUUGUCAAAAGAAUUCCUGCAGUCGAAAAAGAUGUCCAAGAAGUAGAGGAACUACUGCCCGACCUCUAUAAAUUGGCAUUGCAGCUCCUGUGUAAUCUACUGAUCGCUUGCGAUGCGUCAUGGUUAAAAACAGUUGGCAAUAAGCUCUCAGCCAAAAUGGUGGAAUGGCAAGAGCAAGUAGAGAAACUGAAAGAUCACCGCGCAAAAUGGACUGCCAGGAGGAAAGUAAUGGAAGAGGCACUGUCUCGUCAGGAGCAUAUUGCUAAAGUUCUCGACUGGAUCAAGAAAGGUGAUGACCCCGAACAAUCACUACGAGCGCUGAACGACCGAGCAACGUCAGAAGGGCGACAAAAAGACUCUGCAUCGUGGAUUCUCGACAAUCAGAUCUUUAAAGCUUGGUCACAAAACUUGUACCCUCCUGAGCCUCCUGUGAGCACGACCUCAGAUGUCGUGUCUAAACGUGUGUUGUGGGUUAGUGGAUCCUAUGGUGUGGGUAAGACCACAAUAGUUCAUCGCGUUGUCUCUGAACUGCAGAAAUUGGCUGAUGGCUAUCCCCCACGUGAUGACGUUAAGGGUCUGCAAGUCAUAUCUUAUUUCUGCGACACCUCAAAGCGCGCAAACUAUGAGACGGUCAUUCGGUCGAUCGGUCGAAAAUUGUCGCUCUUACCGGACUUCACUAUCGCGCGAAAAGCUCAGGAUUUCUAUAACAAGCAUACGUCAGGGCUCACGGCUACAAUCUAUAUCAAGGAGUAUGAAGACCUUGUGCGUGAUCUUUUGAACGAGCGCUCGAAGUCGUACAACAUCGUGCUGCUUAUCGACGCUCUUAACGAAUGUGAUCCAUUUCAGGACGCGGAGCGUCUAUGUGCUUUCAUAAGUGAGAUUGUCAGCAAGAAUCCUCAAGUUUGUGUUCUUUUCUCCUCGCACGAGCAAUUAUCCGGAAGUGAGCAGUUCAAGGAAAUGCAUCUUGAAAAGAUGGAAGUGGUUGAAACUGCACCGAGAAAUGCGCUAGAGGACUUCGUAAACACUGAAAUCAAGUUUCGGGAGGAUAAGCUGAAGGACAGCGGAAGCAUUUUCCUCAAUCCCAACCACGAAGAUCUGCUAGGCGAGCUUCGGCAGUCGUUGAUCGAUGGUGCUAACGGAAUGUAUGUCUGGGUCCAAAUCUGGUUGAAUAUCACGCUCCCUCUCCAGAAUAGUAAUACGACUGUUAGGCUCGACCGUCAUGCUCGGGAACUCCUCGAAGAUUUGAAGAAGACUUCCACUGGGGCGAAUAAAGCGAACGAACAGUUGCAGGCCGGUUAUCAGCGACUUUGGGACUCUGGAGCCUUGACAAGGUUUGAGGAAAUCCGAAUACGCCUGUUUCGCUUCGUUCUUUGCGCUUUCCAAGCUCUAGAACUGAGUACUGUUACCCAUGCAUUGCGCAUCGGUAUCGAAAAAGAUGGCGAAUCGUCAUAUCAAGAAGAUAUUCUUGUCGAGCAUAUCGACAAGCUCUGCUCAAACUUCCUUUCAAAGGACGUUUCUGGCCGUCUUAGUUGGACUCACGAUUCUGCAAGAGCCUUUGUUGUCAGAGUGAUUUUGGACCCGGGGACCGGUCUCGAGGGAACCAGCGCUGAGGAGACUUCGAUGAAAAGCAGUCAUCUUGUGGUCGCCAACACUUUCAUCGCGGUAAUGAAAGACUCCGACCAUCCGGUCUGGAAAGAAGCGAAUUUGGAUCCUUCUGAGUGGAAGCUACGAAAACAGGAUUCGUUCCUGCCCAUUGAAGGGCUGGAGAUCGAGAAAAUCCGGGAGGCAAAGAGUAGUCUGGAAUAUUUGGGCGAGCAUGGAUGGCGCCACUGUGAACUUGCUGCUGACAAGUACGUGAUCUCUGAUCCGUUGUGGACUAGAGUCUUGAAGGAACUGAUUCUGCACCACAAAACCGCAUUUGCUCUAUGGUGGCGAGUUUGGUUCAAAGACCCGUUGCACCGGUUGGGAAUCCGGCUACAGAAGCCUCGAGUAGAUUCUCGGAGAUUACGCCGGGGAGCGUGUUUUCCUGAUCCCACAUACUCUCGCCCUUUUGAAGCUUGA
Messenger RNA from Letharia columbiana, 2817 nucleotides. RefSeq lists its product as uncharacterized. Bases 1 to 2817 code for a protein of 938 amino acids. The record is from RefSeq and is a predicted model, not a curated record. Lineage: Eukaryota; Fungi; Ascomycota; Lecanoromycetes; Lecanorales; Parmeliaceae. The transcript has 7 exons.